Molecule: messenger RNA, 1395 nt
Organism: Jatropha curcas
Lineage: Eukaryota; Viridiplantae; Streptophyta; Magnoliopsida; Malpighiales; Euphorbiaceae
Biological process (GO): regulation of DNA-templated transcription
Molecular function (GO): DNA-binding transcription factor activity; DNA binding
Source: RefSeq, a predicted model, not a curated record
GCAUGCCCGUGACCUGCCCGCCAAAGUUUAUGAUAGGCUCAUGUCGUUUUCCGCUGCCCGGCCGAAUCAGAUAAAGUCGGGCAGAGACUAGACCGUCCUGUUUCGGUCUUCGGACAAGUCUCGCGUUCCGGACGGCACGCGCGGUCAGAUCUUCAAAGAAGAAAAAAUGAUUCAAGAACUCCUAGGAAGUGCUGGCCUUAUCGGAGGAGAGAGGAAAAUUUCGAUCCGUGGUACCAUUUUAGAAGGAACACCUUCUCCUUCUCCUUCAUUAUCUCCUUCUUCUUCAACUACUACAACAUCAACAACUUCCGCUGCUGCUCCUACUACUGCAACUGCUGCUAAUAAUUCAACUUCAGAAAACCUGAGAUGCCCUCGAUGUGAUUCUUCAAACACUAAAUUCUGCUAUUACAACAACUAUAACCUUACUCAGCCUCGCCACUUUUGCAAGACUUGUCGCCGGUAUUGGACUAAAGGUGGCGCUCUUCGGAAUGUUCCAAUUGGAGGCGGAUGUAGAAAAAACAAGAACACAACUGUAUCCGCAUCAGUUGGAAAGUCAAGCGCUAGUAAGAUGAAAACUAUGGUAUCUGAUAUUGGAAGAUCAAGUUUUGGAAAUGGAUUUGAUCAUCACGAACUUUCUUCAAGUCCAAUUAUGUGGGCUUCACCUCAAAAUUCUCAUCUUUUAACCUUAUUGAGAGCUACCCAUAAUCCUAACCCUAGUUCCAAUACACUAUCGAAUUCUCUUCCUGUGAAGGAGGAGGGUGUGAUGGGAACCCACUUGCUAACUGAGCAAACAACCGCACUAAAUCCUCGUACUCUUGGCUUGGACCCGCUUACCCAAGUCCCUUCUUUAGGUCUUUGCACCCCUUUUUGGAAAAACAGCCAAAACCAAGCUCAACAGCAUCAACAGACAGCAGUUGGUGAAGCUCAAAAUUCAGGAAUACAAGAACUUUAUCAGAGACUCAGAUCAUCAACCAAUUAUUAUACUGAUAAUAACUCCCAUGUAAUUCUAAGCAAUGUGGGUUCUUCUUCAACCUCAACAUCUUCAACCAUUUUGGAGUCUUCUCCUGUUGCUGGUGGUGAAUUGGGUUAUUGGAAUCCAACAUUUUCAUGGUCUGAUCUUCCAACAACCAACGGUGCAUAUCCUUGAGAACCCUUCUUCUCUACUUCAUUUUUAAUUUCUACUAUUUUUUUUUAUUUUCAUUUUGUUUUCUUUAGUUCAGAGAUUUCCUUCAUUUUUCUAGGGUUGUUUGUUUGGAUUGUGGUAUAUGGAUAUGGUAGCAGAUUAGUCAUCAGUUUCUUUUUGAUGUUUAUUAAUUAUGUAUGUGUGUUUUGAGGUGUGUUUAACAUUGUACCAAGAAGUGGUAGAAAUGGAAAAUAUAUAUUAGCUUCUUGUAA